Molecule: messenger RNA, 482 nt
Organism: Sinocyclocheilus rhinocerous
Lineage: Eukaryota; Metazoa; Chordata; Actinopteri; Cypriniformes; Cyprinidae
Product: CB1 cannabinoid receptor-interacting protein 1-like
Exons: 2
Coding region: 129-482 (117 amino acids)
Biological process (GO): negative regulation of signaling receptor activity
Cellular component (GO): plasma membrane
Molecular function (GO): type 1 cannabinoid receptor binding
Source: RefSeq, a predicted model, not a curated record
AUGGUUAAAAUGGGUGUGAUGGCUUGUGUAGACGUCACAGCAUCUCUCAACAGCUUCCUGGGCCCAUCCGCCAUCCCGUUAAUGACGGGGAGCCCUGCAAAUACAUCGACCUCCGUUAUCUCGCAACCAUGGCCGACGUUCCAGCGAUAAUAAACAUCGCGAUCUCCUUGAAAAUCCAACCCAAUGACGGACCCGUGUUUUAUAAAGUGGACGGGACGAGGUUCGGCCAGAGCAGGACAAUCAAAUUGCUGACAGGAUCGAAAUACAAAAUCGAGGUGAUCGUGAAGCCGGGUAGCGCGGAGGCCACCACAAUGGGAAUCGGCGGAAAGAGCUUCCCUUUGGAGCAGCAGUCCAAAGAUGAGGAGCAGAUCGUCUACAAUGGCACCUACGACACUGAGGGAGUGCCACACACCAAGAGCGGGGACAGACAACCUGUGCAGGUCUCCAUAGAGGUGACACAGCCCAGCCGGGAUUCGGAAUAG